AUGCCAUUUGCUGCUUUUGUUGGUGUUGAUUAUCAUAGUCAUUCAACACUAUUAGUUUGUGGGUUAAUCUCCAAUGAGGACAUAGGGACAUUUGUAUGGCUUUUUCAAUCUUGGCUUGCAUGUAUAUUGAAUUGUGAAGAUAGGGCAAUGCAAAAAGCAAUCGAAAUUGUGUUUCCUGGUACACGACAUAGAUGGUGUUUGUGGCAUAUAAUGAAGAAAUUGCCUGAAAAGUUGAGAGGUUAUAACCAAUAUGAAUCUAUCAAGUUUUCUUUGCAAAAUAUUGUGUAUGAUUCAUUGACACAUGAAGAGUUUGAAGAACGCUGGAAUUGUUUCAUUGACAAACACAACCUCCAGGUCAAUGAAUGGUUACUUGGGCUGUAUAAUGAACGACGGCGUUGGGUGCCGACAUUUGUGAAAGAUACUUUUUGGGCAGUUAUGUCUACUACCCAAUGUUGUGAAAGUAUGCAUCCAUUCUUUGAUGGAUAUGUUAAUUCAAAAACCACAUUAAAACAAUUUGUGGAACAAUAUGAUAAUGCAUUGCGUGAUAAAGUGGAGAAAGAAAAUGAGGCAAAUUUUAAAUCUUUCAAAUCAUGGAUUCUUUGCAUAAGCACAUAUGCUAUUGAGAAACAAUUUCAAGAUGCAUAUACCACUACCAAAUUCAAGGAGUUCCAACAAGAACUUGCUGGUAAGCUUUAUUGUCAAACAUCUUCUUCUAAAGAGGUUGAUUCAUAUGUGGAAUUUAUAAUAGAAGAAGAUGUUCUGGUUGGAGAGACUCGCCGUCCUGUUCCUUUUGUGGUUUGCUUUGAUGGAGCAAGUUAUGAUGUUCGCUGCAAUUGUCAAUUGUUUGAGUUUAGAAGAAUUUUAUGUCGACAUGCAAUUACGGUGUUGAUUCAUAAGAGAAUUUCUUGUGUGCCUGAAAAGUACAUUUUAAGACGAUGGAAGAAAAAUAUAAGUAGAUAUCAUACAAAGGUUAAGAUAAGUUAUAAUAGUUGGAGUACCAAUAUUGAAGGACAACGAUUUGAUAAGUUGUCUAAUUUAUUUUCUACUGUAGCAGACUUGGCAUCUACUAAUGAGGAUGAUUGUAAUAUGAUGAUGAACGUGAUUAAUGAUCUUAAGAACAAAUUGAUAUCGACUGAAAGUGUUGGUGGUAAUGAUAGAAGAGAAAACUUGUCAUCCCAUAGUAUAAUGAAUUGUGAAAGUGUUGGUGGUGCUUCGAAAGAGGGGAGUAGUAAUAUUCUUAAUCCACGGGCUAUUCGUAGCAAAGGUCAUCCUCUAUUCAAAAGAAAGCAAUCGAGCCUUGAACAAAUUGAGACUAGGACGUGGACUCUUCUCAAGUGUACCUACAGUCUAGUUACAAUGUUGUUUGUGGUUUGGGGAGAGCUCGGGCAUUGUUUCUCAUUUUUGGUGUGUUGGUUGCAACCAACUACUUCCAAGUGCAUAGCUAGGUGUGCUGCAGGUGACAAUUUUUUGGGUUGGUUGCUGGCUGCUGGUGACAAUUUUUUGGGUUGGUUGCUGGCUGCUGGUGUGAGCUUUGGCAAGCCUGGUUUUGUGUCUUAG
Molecule: messenger RNA, 1557 nt
Organism: Pistacia vera
Lineage: Eukaryota; Viridiplantae; Streptophyta; Magnoliopsida; Sapindales; Anacardiaceae
Product: protein FAR-RED IMPAIRED RESPONSE 1-like
Exons: 2
Coding region: 1-1557 (518 amino acids)
Biological process (GO): regulation of DNA-templated transcription
Molecular function (GO): zinc ion binding
Source: RefSeq, a predicted model, not a curated record